Fusarium pseudograminearum CS3096 is the source of this 1503-nucleotide messenger RNA. RefSeq lists its product as uncharacterized. The transcript has 4 exons. Gene Ontology annotation, molecular function: succinate-semialdehyde dehydrogenase (NAD+) activity. The record is from RefSeq and is a predicted model, not a curated record. Lineage: Eukaryota; Fungi; Ascomycota; Sordariomycetes; Hypocreales; Nectriaceae. Bases 1 to 1503 code for a protein of 500 amino acids.
AUGGCAUACGAUCUACCUUUCAAGCUCAGUCGCCCCGAUCUGUUGAUCACAGAUUCCUAUAUUGCAGGUCAAACAAAAAGCGCCCUCUCAGGUGCAACCUUUGACGUCCUCGAUCCUGGAACAAACAAGCCCUGGGCAAAAGUGACAGACAACUCGGCUGAUGACGUGGACCACAUCGUGCAAGUCGCAUACAAUGCCUUCCAAACGUUCAAGAAAACGUCCCCCAGAUCACGCGCACAGUGGCUUUUGAAAUGGGACGCCCUUAUCCGUGAGCACAAGGCGGAUUUGGCCACACUGCUUGUCUACGAAACGGGCAAGCCGUACGCUGAAGCUAUUGGAGAGAUGGACUAUUCUCUGACAUUUACUGCAUGGUUUGCUGGCGAGGCGGAGCGUAUCCAGGGAACAUGUUUCGCUCCAUCUGCAUCAAACAGACGUGUUUUUACUAUCAAACAGCCACUUGGUGUCGCAGUAGCUCUUGUUCCGUGGAACUUCCCUGUCGCCAUGGUUCUAAGAAAGGCCGCAGCAGCGCUGGCAGCGGGGUGCACAAUGGUGGUGAAGCCAUCGCCAGAAACACCAGUGACUGCCAUGGCCUUGGCCAAGUUGGCUAUGGAAGCGGGAUUCCCAAACGGCGUUUUGAACACCUUGCCCACCAGCUUGGAUAACACGCCGUCGCUAAGCGAAGCGCUUUGCAAGCAUGUCCUUGUGAAAAAGGUCACAUUCACUGGAUCGACGCGCGUCGGAACUUUGGUCGCGAAUCUCUGCAGUUUGGGCCUCAAGAAAGUCGUCCUCGAGCUUGGAGGCAACUGUCCCUGUCUCAUCUUCGAUGAUGCCGAUAUAGAAGCAGCCCUACGUGAGCUCGUGGGCCUCAAGUGGCGUCACGCUGGUCAAGCUUGCGUUACAGUAAAUCGCUUCCUUGUCCAAUCAGCCGUGUACGACAAAUUCCUUCAACGUUUCGUGGAAGAAACAGCAAAGUAUGUUGUCGGCCACGGCGCUUCUAAAGGAACAACUCUUGGACCAGUAACAAAGUCCGAGAGCCUGGACAGAGCUGAGCGACUCAUCAAAGAUGCCGUUUCAAAAGGUGCCCGGAUAGUUACGGGCGGUAAUCGUCUUUCUCCCAAGGAUGGCGAAGGGGGGUACUUUUUUGAACCAACCAUCCUGGCGGACAUGACUCACGACACUCUUAUUUCUUGCGAAGAGUGCUUCGCGCCCAUCGCUGCGUUUUAUAAGUUCGAGACUGAGGAGGAGGCCGUUCGGGUGGCUAAUGAUACGCCGAUGGGCUUGGCCAGCUAUGCUUUUACCAAGGAUGCCGAUCGCAUUUGGAGACUCUUUGAGAAUCUUGAAGCUGGCAUGAUUGCACUUAAUACUGGUAAUUCCUCCGCGGCUGAGUCGCCUUUUGGAGGUAUCAAAAUGUCUGGGUAUGGGAAGGAGGCUGGAAAGGACGUGGCGGUAAACGAGUACAUGAUACACAAAACAGGCACGAUCACGGUCGAUGGCUUGGUGUAG